AUGAGUAGCGUAAAGCCUGCAGAUGAAAAUGCCUCUUUCAAGAAGUUGGAAAAGGAAUUGAUUGCACUGUUUCAUGGAGACUUUCUCGCUUUACUUAGUGCGUUACGGGAACAUGACCAUUUCAAACAGGGCACCCUGUCUCCGGCAAAUUUCAAAACAGUGCUUCAAACGCAAUUCGGGUUUGGCUAUUCGGAAACUGGUUUCCGUUCAGUUCUGGAUCGUCUCCCUCUGGACCCGGAAGGUAAUAUCCAGUACGCGGAGUUUAUGCGUCAGUUUGACUCCACUUUGCGCAUUGAACCGGAGAUUACACGGGGUGAGCUGAGAGCACUAUGGCCCACCUUGUUCACCGGAGUCAAACAAAUGCUCACAUUGCACGAGAUUUUUCGUCACUUUCUCUAUAAAAAAUCGGAAGCAGCCUAUCCGAAUGCGAAAUUGGUCCCGCCUCGAUUGGGCGAUUCAGAUUUACGUCCGUGCUCGAAUCGGUUAAACGGAGUCACUUGUCUUCUGAAAGAUUCACUUCGUUCAAAAAUUGAACUCUAUUACCUUCGUCUCUUGGACGAAUUGACGACCAUGGAUAACGAGCGUACCGGAUUUGUGCCCGCCGUUCAGUUUGAAUCGAUCCUGUCCGAAUUGUGUCCCUCACUCACAAAAGAUGAGAUACAGGAAUUGAUCGAUAAAUACGAUCUCCGAAAGGACAACCAUGUCUGUUAUUUGGCCAUGCUCAAACCGUUUGCACGAAAAUGGGAACAAGCGGAAGCACAUGCAACUUGGUUACGGGCACGAGAGAAGCGUACAGCCCCAGACUAUCACGUGCAAGGCACUCUGAAUUUGGCCGAUUGGGUUCCCAAAUUAGGACUCAAAAAACGGGUAAUUUCACGAUUUGCUCUUGCAUGCUCGGUGUUAUUCCGAAUGAUAUUAACGCCACUGAUUUGA
Molecule: messenger RNA, 933 nt
Organism: Echinostoma caproni
Lineage: Eukaryota; Metazoa; Platyhelminthes; Trematoda; Plagiorchiida; Echinostomatidae
Source: the annotation of a GenBank genome assembly